Hemicordylus capensis (graceful crag lizard) is the source of this 7940-nucleotide messenger RNA. RefSeq names its product ATPase family AAA domain containing 2B (gene ATAD2B). Lineage: Eukaryota; Metazoa; Chordata; Lepidosauria; Squamata; Cordylidae. Gene Ontology annotation, biological process: positive regulation of transcription by RNA polymerase II. The record is from RefSeq and is a predicted model, not a curated record. Gene Ontology annotation, molecular function: chromatin binding; ATP binding; histone binding. The transcript has 28 exons. The coding region runs from base 418 to 4746 and encodes 1442 amino acids. Gene Ontology annotation, cellular component: nucleus.
UAGAGCGGCACCGCUCAGUACCUAAAGGAUAACCAGGCCAAUAGAGAAAGUCAAUAUUUGCAGGAAGUCUAUCCCGUUCGUCACUCUUGCUUUUUCUCUAUCUCUAUGUUACCAAAUGUGCGUGUGUGUCGGGGGCGGGGGGAUAAGGCGACCCUAUGAACGGCGUCGGAGCAGCGCCCCCCAGUGGCAGCGGGAGACGCCGCCGUGACCGAGGAGAGAAAGGGAAGGCUGAACAAGUAAUGGCGGCCAGUUAGUGUAUGACUGAGCAGAGAAGGAGGAGGAGCUCCCUGCGCCUUCGGGCCCUUGUCCCUCGCCCGGCGGCGGCAGCGGCGGCAGCAGCAGCAGCGCCGCUCCCCAAAGCGGAGGCGGCGGAGACAGCGCCAGCGCCUCCCUUCUUGGGGUGGCUGCGGCGGGGCCAUGGUGAACACCCGAAAGAGCUCCCAGCGGCUUCCCGGUAAAGCGGCGGCGGCGGCGGCGGCGGUCUCCGGGCCCGGCAGCCAUUUCAUCUCGUCCAGGACCCGCUUGUCGAGGACUAGCGCCAAAGCGGCGGCAGCAGCGGCAGCGGCAGCAGCAGCAGCGGCGGCUGGGCAGGAUGAGGAGUCGGCCCGGAGAGAUGAUGGUAGUGAUGGUAGCUUGAGUGAUAGCCACAUAUCUCCUCCAGCCAAACGUACCUUGAAACAUGCUGAUUCUGUAUGCAAAGACAAAUCAAAAUCUCGCAGUGCUGGGCAGCGAGAAGAAUGGAGCAUCUCAACUGGACAGUCCCGGUUAACUUCUCAGUCUGGUGCUACCUUACCAAAUGGGCGUAGUUUAUCUCUCAAAAGCCAUUCCCUUCGAGGGGAGAAAAAGGGAGAUGGGGACCAUGCUUGCAUAAAUGGUGGUAGAGAAAUCAGAAAAAGUUGUCGAUCCAGAAAAAACAGAUUUGAAAGUUUGAAUCAGAGUUUACUAUUUGACCAGCUAGUAAACAGUACUGCUGAAGCUGUUCUUCAGGAAAUGGACAAUAUUAACAUCAGACGUAAUAGGCGAUCAGGUGAAGUGGAACGAUUGCGCAUGUGGACAGAUACAGAAUUUGAAAACAUGGAUAUGUAUUCUCGAGUGAAGAGGAGGAGGAAAUCAUUGAGGAGAAAUAGCUAUGGAAUCCAGAACCAUCAUGAAGUUUCUACUGAAGGAGAAGAAGAAGAAUCUCAAGAAGAAGAUGGAGAUAUUGAGGCAGAGGAGGCAGAGGGAGAAGAAAAUGACCGUCCCUAUAAUCUGAGACAAAGAAAAACAGUAGAAAGAUAUCAAGCACCUCCUAUAGUACCAGCUCACCAGAAGAAAAGAGAAAAUGCAUUGUUUGACAUUCAUAGAUCUCCUGCCAGAAGAAGCCACAUCAGGAGAAAGAAGCAUGCCAUUCAUAGCAGUGAUACAACCUCCUCAGAUGAAGAACGCUUUGAAAGAAGAAAAUCUAAGAGCAUGGCAAGAGCAAGAAACCGAUGUCUGCCUAUGAACUUCAGAGUAGAAGAUCUGGCUAGUGGCAUCCUGCGUGAACGAGUAAAAGUUGGUACAAGCUUGGCUGAUGUAGACCCUAUGAUCCUUGACAAAUCGGUGUGCUUUGACAGCAUAGGUGGUUUGAGCAAUCAUAUUCAUGCACUUAAGGAAAUGGUUAUAUUUCCUCUCCUGUAUCCUGAAAUAUUUGAAAAAUUCAAAAUUCAGCCACCAAGGGGCUGUUUGUUUUAUGGUCCUCCUGGAACAGGUAAAACCUUGGUAGCUAGAGCUCUGGCCAAUGAAUGCACCCAAGGAGAGAGAAAGGUUGCUUUCUUUAUGAGGAAAGGAGCAGACUGUCUCAGCAAGUGGGUUGGUGAAUCUGAACGGCAACUUCGACUUCUCUUUGAUCAAGCAUACCUGAUGAGGCCCUCUAUAAUAUUUUUUGAUGAAAUAGAUGGCUUGGCCCCAGUUCGUUCCAGCAGACAAGACCAGAUUCACAGCUCUAUAGUGUCUACUCUGCUUGCUCUCAUGGAUGGACUGGACAACAGAGGAGAAAUAGUUGUCAUUGGUGCUACAAACAGACUUGAUUCUAUAGAUCCAGCACUCAGGAGACCGGGUCGCUUUGACAGAGAAUUUCUUUUCAGUCUGCCUGAUCAAAAGGCAAGAAAGCACAUUUUCCAAAUUCAUACCAGGGACUGGAACCCCAAAUUGUCAGAUCCUUUUUUAGGAGAAUUAGCUGAAAAGUGUGUUGGGUAUUGUGGAGCUGACAUAAAAGCACUUUGCACUGAGGCUGCCUUGAUUGCCCUACGCCGGCGCUAUCCUCAGAUCUAUGUGAGCAGUCAGAAACUGCAGCUUGAUGUUUCUUCAAUAGUUCUCAGCGCACAAGAUUUUUACCAUGCAAUGCAGAAUAUUGUGCCUGCCUCUCAACGUGCCGUAAUGUCAUCAGGGCAUGCACUAUCUCCCAUCAUAAGGCCACUGUUGGAAAGAACUUUCAAUAAAAUUUUGGCAGUUUUGCAGAAAGUGUUUCCUCAUGCUGAAUUCAGCCAGGCUGACAAGAGAGAAGAUGUACCAAGUCUAAUUUUGGAUGAUAGCGAAGAUGAAAAUGCUUCAUCAAUAUUUGAGACAAGUUGUCAGUCAGGAUCACCAAAGAAACAAUUAUCAGCUGCUGUACAUAAACCUUAUCUUCACUUUACAAUGUCAGCUUACCACCAGCCCACCUCUUACAGGCCAAGAUUACUGCUUUCCGGAGAAAGGGAUUCAGGUCAGACUUCACACCUUGCUCCAGCACUAUUGCACUCUCUUGAAAAAUUUGCUGUACACAGAUUAGAUUUGCCAGCACUUUAUUCAGUCAGUGCCAAAACACCUGAGGAAUCAUGUGCGCAGAUCUUUCGUGAAGCAAGAAGAACACUACCAAGCAUUGUUUACAUGCCUCAUGUUGGUGAUUGGUGGGAAGCUGUCAGUGAAACUGUGAGAGCUACAUUUCUGACUUUGCUGCAAGAUAUACCAUCAUUCUCACCUAUAUUUAUACUCUCUACCUCUGAAACCAUGUAUAGUGAACUCCCUGAAGAGGUGAAAUGUAUCUUUAAAAUCCAAUAUGAAGAGGUUUUUUAUAUUCAGAGACCUAACGAAGAUGACAGACGUAAAUUUUUUGAAGAGCUGGUUCUCAAUCAGGCAUCAAUGCCUCCUCCAAGAAGGAAGCACACAGCUCUUUCCAAUAUGGAGGUGCUUCCCCUUGCACUACCAUCUCCCACCCGCCAGCUAUCAGAGGCAGAAAAGCAGCGAAUGGAGGACCAGGAGGAGAACACAUUGAGAGAGCUGCGGCUGUUUCUCAGGGAUGUUACCAAGAGGCUGGCCACAGACAAGCGCUUUAACAUCUUCAGCAAACCGGUGGAUAUUGAAGAGGUCUCAGAUUAUCUUGAAGUUAUUAAAGAGCCGAUGGACCUGUCUACAGUAAUAAGUAAAAUUGAUAAACACAACUAUUUAACUGUAAAGGAUUUUCUAAUAGACAUAGAUCUCAUCUGUAGCAAUGCAUUGGAAUAUAACCCUGACAAAGAUCCUGGGGAUAAAAUAAUUAGGCACAGAGCCUGUACUUUGAAGGACACCGCACAUGCCAUUAUUGCUGCUGAGCUGGAUCCAGAGUUCAAUAAAAUGUGUGAAGAAAUCAAAGAAGCAAGAAAGAAAAGAGGCUUAUCAGUAACAGCAGAGCAAAUAAAUCCUCAUGGUUCCACUGUUCAGAAAACAGAAGCUAGAGUUGAAGAGGCAUUCCAUAACAAGCAAAAAAAUGCAAUGGCAGUUUGGCACAAUGCUGCAAAUAAAUGUGCAUUUCGAUUGAGGAGGAAAUCAAGGCGACGUUCACAGUGGGGCAAAGGCAUUAUUAAAAAGAGAAAAGUCAAUAAUUUGAAGAAGGAUGAAGAUGAUGCCAAGUUUGCCGAUGAUGAAAAUCAAGGGGAGGACAGCAAGUUGCUGGAGAAUGGGGAACUUGAAGGAAGUACCGACUGUGUUGAGGAGAAUGGAGAAGAAACGGGAGAUCUCUCUCUGACAAAUGAUGAGUCAUCUUGUGAUAUCAUGGAUAUACAUGGAGAGCAAAGACUGAACAAUGGGACGGUAGGGAAAGAAAAUAGUAUUCCGUCCACAGAAGAGAGUUCAAAUGAAUCCCUGCUAGUAAGUAACAAGGUUGCUGUGAAUUCAGGGAAGGAGUCAAAAGAGUCCUCGUUCAAGAGGGACCGUUUAAAUGGUGACGCCUCUGAAGAGACACCUGUUCCAGCAUGUCAGUAUGGCAAAUGUGAGUCUUUGAAUGCUGUUUCACUUUCCGAUAUCCUUGACACCUCUACUCCCAAACAAAAUGCAACAGCUGAUGAUCACCAAAAGGAAAAACCUGAAGCUUCCAGCGAAAGCCCAGAAGUAGAACAGAUAAAACAGCCUGGCACUGAAGCACCACAAUGCAGCAAUAAUGAGAAGAAAUCACAAGGCAUCGUUAUUGAGAUUAAAGACACUGAAUUGGAUAAAGAAGGUAUGUUGAAAAAUAAAAAAAAUCGUAAAAUUGCUUUGGCACAGGUUCCAGAGGAGCAGUUGGACCCUGUACCUCCGGUAGUUGUUGACCAUGAUAGAUUAAUGAAAUUACUUGAUUUGUUGGUUAAGAAAAGCGACAACCUGACUGUUGAUCAGCUUGAGAGGCUUUACUCACUCCUUAAUCAUUGUAUCUACCGGCAUCGUAAAGAUUAUGACAAGUCACAGCUUGUAGAGGAGAUGGAAAAAACAGUUGAUACGUUUGAAACAUUCCUGUGAAUACCAGAUGUGCGGGUGUCUCUUUUCAUAAGCUGCUCAUGGGAGAGCAGUCUUCUGAGCCAUUCGAUUUUCCCGUUGCACCAAGCAUGUGCAGAGCCUUGGUCUUAACAUGCUCGCUCUUUGUCUCACUUUCUGUUAUGAAUUGGUGCUAUUGUCUCAGGUACCUGAAACCAGCCAGCCUACAAGAACCAAACGGAACUUCGUAAUAUUUGUAUCUUGAUAUAAAUAAAGAAUAUAAUGCCACAACUUGGAGAUUUUUGGUGCUACAGAAACUGCUCUCAUUUCUGCUGUAUCUUGUGAGAAGCUUCAGACAAAAUGGAGCAGGUUGACAAACACCCACAAACUGGAUAGAGCAGAUCUAAUUGUUUUUAAGUGGGCAACUUUUAAAAUUUUACUUUCAUUUUUGUUCUUUUUUAAUUCUCUGAGGUAAUGGACAGAAGCCUGUUUUUAAAGCUGGCAGUGAAGAAUUGUGGUAAAAAUGAAUUAACUUUGGUAUACAAUAAUGUGAAGAUGAGGCUCUCUAGAGCUGCCUUCAAUGUGCCUUUUUAGUCAGUGGAGGAGGAGGAGGCAGAAGAGGAGGAGGAGGAGGCUAUUAAAAUGGUUGGGAUUGUAGCCAAUGCCAGAGUUAGAAAGUUCGUUUCAAAAGCCUGUGUUCCCAAAGAACAGCUUCAGGUUCUCACACUGUUGAAUGGCAGCCAGUAUUAUGUUUAAACAUGUCUGUGUUGCGCUCCAGAAAACAAAAUUAUGGAAAUAACCACGUUAUCUUAAAUGAUAAAAUGCAUUUAUUCAUCAAGUUUAUUUGUUUUUAUAGCAAAUCAGACUGUGAAAAUCUUACAGUGGAUAUUUAAGGUGGCGGUAGUUAUGUUUUUCUUUAAAAUGUUCCAUUUUGUUCCUUCAGAGGUCUUAAAAACAGCUUUCUUUCUAAAUUUCCAUUAUUUUGGAAGCCGCUUGGGUUUCCAUAGACAGAAGAGAUGAUUUUGCGUUGCAAAAUCUGUAUCUGAAUUAGACCAAGCUCAUUCAGUACAAUCCACAUUGAACAGUAUUAAGGAGAAAAUAAACAACCUUUUGUUUUGUCUGUGGCUGAUUUUGGACCUCUGAAUGGGCCUAGGACGAUUGUAGUUCUCUAGAGCGUCAGGAUGUGGCGAUAGUUCUCAAACACUCGGUGGGAAACUAAGAGGCACACUCUAGGCAGCUGGAAGUCUGUGGAAGGCUUCGUGUUCCAACAGCCUCCGUCAGAUUUCUUUCAGAUCCAACAGGCAGAAAAUGAGGUCCGAUAGUAGGUCAUAUCCACAUGAGGAUCUGCAGGAGUGUCAUUCCAAAAUAUGCAACUCAGAAUGUUUUGUUUUAAACAAGCAAAAACAGUCUUGGGCUACUGCAGAGAUACUCAGCUACCUCAGCUUUUUGUAUUUGAGUUACCAACAGUGUUUGCAGAAAGCUGUAAUCGCUCUGCUGCCGUUUACAUGCUGAAGCUAAGGUACUUGUCACCAGGCGUUUCGCUUACUAUAGCAGUGCGCCACUGCUGAAAAUCAACUCUGGCCUUGGGCUACUGCAGUAAUCCAAAGUGCUUCUUUCUACAUUUUACAUCCAGGCCUUCUAAUUCUAGCCAAGCCUUCCCCGGGCCCACCCCAAAUGCCACUUGUUGAAUUCCCGGUAUGCAUUUAGUCACAUUAUUCUAAACACAACUCCUGUAGAAAUGCUGUAUUUUUAGGUGGGAAAGUGCGAUUAAAAUGAAAACAUUUUAAACUAGUACUUCAUUCAUUUUAGAAAUUUGAUUGUGGGGACUUUUUCAUCUUUUUGUUCGUAUUUAUUGCCAUCAUACCUGUUUAGAAUAUUUUGCUGUCAAAUCCAUUAGCAUUUUGUAUUUUGAUGGAAAUUGUUACAAAACGUUAAGAUUUGAUGAAAUAAAAUGUAGCAGAUUUUUUGUAGCAAGUUUCUGGUAAAACAAUUUUUUGCAAGUCUCAGGUUCUUGCAGCAUUUUUUAAAAUAUUGUAGUUCAAAGAUUCUUUUGUUCAAGUAGCAGCAGCACUUGUGAAAGGAAAAACUGCAUACAUUUUUAACAGGUUGCUAAAUUUGUACAAGUUUAAAUUCUUUAAAUAUAGUAAUCAAAUAAUUUGAAAAGAGUAUCUUAAAUUCGAGUCCAGCAUUAAAAAUGCUUCCAACAGGUCAGUUUAGGGUGGGGGGGAUCUUUAGUAGUUUUUGAAUGUUGAUAAGAGUGAGGAACUGCCUCUAAAUGUUUUAGGUUUUUUGGAAGAAUUAGCUUAUAUAAAUGUGUUAGUGGGCAACAUGAUUAAAAUAAUUAUAUUCACCUUUUUGGCUCCAAAACCACACUAAUACAUAUAUUGCUUUUCUUUACUAAUAGCUUAGUGGUUGUAGAGUUAAACCUGUUAAUCUCUCCAUGUUGUCAAUUCGUUCACUAUCUGUAUUUUUUUUCCUUUUUAUUAUUGUUUUGCCACAGAAAAUUGGCAAUAAUUUGUACAAAUCAAUUCCUGUUUCUUGUUAUGAAUAUUACCAAUGAACUCCUGUGCAAGGCCUUUAUCCUAGGGCCAGAUGGAGGUUAAAUUGCUGUGGGCUAAUGAUGGAACUGCUCUAAGAUGAAUUUGGCUGUGGAGUUAAUUGUGUUUGCAAGCUUGAAUUUCACCUGUGAUUAAUUUAUGUUCUGUGUCCUCUGUAUUGUUACUUGAGUUUUCUCAUAUGCCAAUGUAUUUAUUAUAGGAUUAUUGAUAUAUAUUUUUUGCUAAUACCUUGUCUUCCCAUACUUUAAGUUGGAGGGUCAGUUCCGGCUUUGUCUGAUCAUUUGAAUAGCAGGUCCUGUAGCUGAUUGUCAUUUCCCUCUCCCUCAAUUUUUUUUUUUUUGGUAAAUUCAACAUAAGCUUGAAUUUGAGCUUGUACCUGCUUCUUUUCUAUAUUGUACAUGGGUUUGCUUAGGCAAUGGGGAUGUCUUGUUUGGUUUCAUUCAUGUGCGUCAACUUUUGGAUUAAGUAAGCUUACUUCAUCAGCUCUGAUAAAUUUUGGAUUCUCUAAGUUGUAUUCAGAAUUGUGUUCCACUUGAUUUUUUUUUUUUUUGGCAUCUUCAUUUUACAUUAGUUAAGUAAAUUAUUUAAUUUUUUGAAUUCUGGAUAUUUUGAACAUUUUACUGUAAUUUGUAAUAUAACUGCUGUGAAAUACUUGAAUAAAGAUGACAAGUAAAAAUCCUG